UAAAUAACAACAUGCAGCCAAACUGAUGCCCUCGUGGAUAUAAAGUUGGACUCUUGAUGGUGUAAAAGCGAAGCAUUUAUUUGGCCUUUGACAGCAGCCAUCAUGGGAAAGAUUAUCUUUUAUGAGGACAGAAACUUUGGAGGACAUCACUAUGAGUGCAUGAGUGACUGCGCUGACCUGCACUCGAUGUUUGACCACUGUCGCUCCAUACGUGUGGAGAGCGGCAUGUUCAUGAUCUACGACCAGCCUGGCUUCAUGGGGAACCAGUACUUCAUGAGAAUGGGAGAGUAUUCUGACUACAUGGGCAUGACCGGUAUGAAUGACUGUGUCCGAUCAUGCCGCAUGAUCCCCAUGCACAGUGGCAGCUUUAGGAUGCAGCUGUACGAGCACUUUGACAUGGGAGGUGAAAUGAUAGAGCUAACGGACGACUGCCCAAACCUUAUGGGCCGCUUCCGCCUCACCAACUUCAACUCGUGCAAUGUCCUGGAUGGCCACUGGCUGGUGUACGAGCAGCCUAACUACAGGGGGCGCCAAUACUACUUAAGGCCUGGCCUGUACAGGAGCUUUAGUGAAUGGAAUGGCCCAAACUCCAGGAUUGGCUCCAUAAGACGUCUCAUGAAUCUCUAAGGACAGGAAGGUUCUCAUGACAUGCCUGCUUUUUGCCUUAUUUUACAAGUGAAAUAAAAUG
Molecule: messenger RNA, 688 nt
Organism: Fundulus heteroclitus (mummichog)
Lineage: Eukaryota; Metazoa; Chordata; Actinopteri; Cyprinodontiformes; Fundulidae
Product: gamma-crystallin S-1-like
Exons: 3
Coding region: 103-627 (174 amino acids)
Biological process (GO): visual perception; lens development in camera-type eye
Molecular function (GO): structural constituent of eye lens
Source: RefSeq, a predicted model, not a curated record